Dioscorea cayenensis subsp. rotundata (Guinea yam) is the source of this 435-nucleotide messenger RNA. RefSeq lists its product as uncharacterized. Lineage: Eukaryota; Viridiplantae; Streptophyta; Magnoliopsida; Dioscoreales; Dioscoreaceae. The transcript is spliced from 4 exons. Bases 1 to 435 code for a protein of 144 amino acids. The record is from RefSeq and is a predicted model, not a curated record.
AUGGCCAACUCAGCCCUAUCCCUUCUUCUCUCUUGUCGUCUCCCCUCUGUUUCAAUGCCCAAUUUCUCUUUUAGAUUCAAGAGAUCCUUAAAUGCUAACCAGAGGUUGGGGAUUUGGGGGAAGUGCAGCAUUAGAGGGCCUCUGUUAUCCAAAAGGCUGAAUCUUGUAUGCGUUAGAGCAGGGGAAAAGGAUUUGGUUGGCUCUGCCACGGCGGAAGAGAUUGUUACUGAAUUGGACGAGCCGCCGUCCAUUGAAUCUGAUUUGGAGGAGAGGGAGUCGAGUGUUGCCACAAUUUUGGCCAAUUUCACUAAUGAUUUUGAUCCUUAUCAUGCCGCUGGUACUCCAUUGUACCAAACUGCCACUUUUAAGCAGAGAAUUAUGGGAGGAAAUGAGAGUAGACGUUUUGGAAUUACUAAUAUGUUCAAAUCUAGAUGA